AUCCCCGCGUUUCUGUGCGCUUUUGCCUUGCCUUGGCGGUGGUUGGUGGCCAUUACUUGGCGAAGUGUCGGUUGCGGAGGCUCCGUGGUUCCCGCCGAGUUCAUCGUGCAUACCUUUGUGCGUGUGGUUGUGUGCGUGCUUCGCCGCGAAAAAAAAAAGUCGUUGGAAUGAUGGCCGAUAUUGCCAGCUACGACGGUCACGCCGCGAAACGGCAACGCACCGACGAAGGCCGGGAUCGCGGUUAUGGAAAUAACCAGCAGCAAGGCUACAACUACUACAACAAUCAACGAGGAGGAGGUGGUCGAGGGCUUUUGGAUGCGGAUCCGAUGUCCUGCCAAGAAGAGGAGAAACCCAAUCAUGUUCUCUUGAUGACCAUCCUGAACCCUGCCUACCCCAUCACAGUGGAUGUCAUCCACACCAUCUGCACUCCGAGCGGCAAGGUCAUGAGAAUAGUGAUCUUCAAAAAGAAUGGUGUCCAAGCAAUGGUCGAGUUGUCCCAAGUGUUUUGCAGCAGCGUUCAGUCGCUAACAUCAGAUUGCAAGACCUGCUGCCCUAGUAACAGGCCAACUGCGGCUACUCUCGACUGUUUAUUGUAA
This is a messenger RNA of Rhipicephalus microplus (southern cattle tick), 596 nucleotides long. RefSeq names its product heterogeneous nuclear ribonucleoprotein L. NCBI's taxonomy places the organism in Eukaryota, Metazoa, Arthropoda, Arachnida, Ixodida, Ixodidae. The record is from RefSeq and is a predicted model, not a curated record. Gene Ontology annotation, biological process: mRNA processing. Gene Ontology annotation, cellular component: nucleus. Gene Ontology annotation, molecular function: RNA binding.